CUUAACUUUAGCUUUGACCCCUCCUGGAGCCGGUUCCACUUCCUCUUCCUCUCUCUCCUCACACGCACAAUAAUCUUUGGAGUCUUGGACUGGACAUCCAACGCUUUCUAACACUACUAAAGCUUUCUUUCCUUGCUUUUUCCCAUCUCUAGCUUCACUCGUCUUGUUCUUCUUUUUUCUGUCCACAGACAGGAGCAAGUAUUUCUAUUUCCCCUCUUUCUCUCACUAUAGCAGUGGUGCUAUUUUCUCUGCUAAAGCAAACCCUAAAGUUCUGAUCUUUGAAACCAGACGUAAUCCUUUUCUGAAGCUGCUCUUUAUGAAGUUGGAGAGGAAAUAUUUAGGUCAAUUAAUGGGAACCGUCAUGAGGUUGAAGCUUGGGAUAAAGUAAUGGGUUUGCUUAAUUUGUUCUUUUUAAGGAGCUUAGAUUUCUUCCAAUGGCCUCAAAAGCUAGUUCCAGAGGAUCCUCAGAACAGCUGAAAGGGGCUACUAAUCAAACAGAAGCAAAUUCUCGAAGACCUUCACCUUUGCAGAUUUCAAAGACAAGCAAAUCAGAGCUUCUUACCCCCCAAAAGCUGCCAAGGUCUGUACAACUUUCAUCAUCCAAGCAGGCUAAUUUAGAAGCUUCAGAAGAUCAAAGAUCACCAGAUCCUCAUCAAAAGGGGUCAGGUGACUUGUUGCUCAAUAAAAAUGAUUCAAAUUGUUCCUUAGGAGUUCCUAAAGAACCUUCAAAUAAGGUAGAUCCUGCAGUUAAUGACAUUAGGGACUCACUGGAAGACAUCGAAGACCAAGAAAAGAAAAAAUCUGAGCAUGGAAGUGUGAAGGAUAGCUCAGCUUCAGCAAAAGUUAGUGAUGGGACUAGCAGUCUCACCAAGACCAGUGGAAGUGCCAAGAUUAGUGAUCGUGUUGAUUUUGUUGAGAGUGGCAAGAGCAGUAUGUGUAGAGGAAGUACAAGCAGUGAUGUGAGUGAUGAGAGUUCCUGUAGCAGCAUAACUAGCAGUAUCAGCAAGCCUCAUAAAGCAAAUGAUUCAAGAUGGGAAGCCAUACAGGCUGUCCGUGCAAGAGAUGGGGUUUUGGGUUUGAGCCAUUUCCGACUUCUCAAGAGGUUGGGGUGUGGGGAUAUUGGGAGUGUCUAUCUGUCAGAGUUGACUGGGACCAAGUGUUAUUUUGCAAUGAAGGUUAUGGACAAGGGUUCUCUAGCAAGCCGAAAGAAGCUGCUUCGGGCUCAGACAGAAAGAGAGAUACUGCAAUGUUUGGACCAUCCGUUCCUUCCAACACUAUAUACCCACUUUGAGACUGACAAGUUCUCAUGUUUGGUAAUGGAGUUCUGCCCUGGAGGAGAUUUGCACACCCUUCGGCAGAGACAGCCAGGGAAACAUUUUUCUGAACAAGCAGUGAAGUUUUAUGUAGCAGAGGUUCUUUUGGCUCUGGAGUACCUCCACAUGCUGGGGAUAGUGUAUCGUGACCUGAAGCCAGAAAAUGUUCUCGUGAGGGAAGAUGGUCACAUAAUGCUCUCAGAUUUCGAUCUCUCUCUCCGUUGUGCCGUCAGCCCAACUCUUGUCAGGUCCUCCUCUCUCGAGUCCGAACCCUUUCGGAAGAACCCCAUGUACUGUGUGCAGCCAGCUUGCAUUGAACCUUCCUGCAUUCAGCCAUCUUGUGUAGUCCCCACAACAUGCUUUUCCCCGCGCCUCUUCUCUAGCAAAUCGAAGAAGGAGAGGAAACCCAAAAAUGAGAUUGGAAACCAGGUGAGCCCAUUGCCAGAGCUCAUUGCAGAGCCAACAGGGGCACGAUCAAUGUCGUUUGUUGGAACACACGAGUACUUGGCACCUGAGAUCAUCAAAGGUGAAGGACAUGGCAGUGCUGUAGACUGGUGGACAUUUGGGAUCUUUCUAUAUGAGCUGUUGUUCGGGAAGACGCCAUUCAAAGGGUCGGGGAAUCGGGCAACACUGUUCAAUGUUGUAGGGCAGCCAUUGCGAUUCCCAGAAUCACCAGUUGUUAGUUUCCAAGCAAGGGAUCUGAUAAGGGGUCUCCUCGUGAAGGAGCCACAACACAGGCUGGCUUACAAGCGGGGUGCCACAGAGAUAAAGCAGCAUCCCUUCUUCGAAGGUGUGAACUGGGCUUUGAUCCGUUGUGCCAGCCCACCCGAGAUUCCAAAGCCGGUAGAGAUAGAGCGAAUUUCAGCCCCUACAGCAUCGACAAGUGAGAAGGCUGCCACCGUCAAUGAGAAGAGCUCUGGUAAUUAUCUUGAGUUCGAUUUCUUUUAGUGGUUUGCGAUUCUUUUCUGUAUUGGAGAGGGACAAUGCUGGGGAUCUUAUCUUCUUCAAAUAUGCAUAGAUGACGAUGUGUUUGUUGUUGGGAACCAUUCCAAAUUUUAAUUGCAACAAAGGCCAGCUACCAAAUCUUCUCCAUCCCUAAAUACAAGAUUCACUUUUCGCCUUAUUC
This is a messenger RNA of Nelumbo nucifera (sacred lotus), 2439 nucleotides long. RefSeq names its product serine/threonine-protein kinase D6PKL2-like. Lineage: Eukaryota; Viridiplantae; Streptophyta; Magnoliopsida; Proteales; Nelumbonaceae. Gene Ontology annotation, molecular function: protein kinase activity; ATP binding. The record is from RefSeq and is a predicted model, not a curated record. Gene Ontology annotation, biological process: protein phosphorylation.